Molecule: messenger RNA, 1985 nt
Organism: Malus domestica (apple)
Lineage: Eukaryota; Viridiplantae; Streptophyta; Magnoliopsida; Rosales; Rosaceae
Source: RefSeq, a predicted model, not a curated record
CCAAAAAACAAACGAGUGCUCCACCCAGCCUACCUAAGAAAAAUGCGAGAUCCAACGGAUCUGUUUGGCGGGAAGCGAUAGGUCUCACUUUUUCGAUUCCGAACCCCGCAUUUCGCUUUAUCUCGGCAAUGAAUUCCUCGCAAACCCUCAGAUCCAGGACACCCAGAAGCCGGGAAAAGAAAGCCCUAAACCCAAAUCCCCCUAAAGUCUCAGGCAACGAGGCACUGAGCACCCUGACCCCUCAGAAGUCCCGAAGCACUCAUCCGCCGUGCCCGAAAAGCUAACUUCGCGCUCUCCAUAGCAGACAUCAGAAGGGCCGCCGCCAAGAGCGGCGGCGAUUUGACUCAGAAGCGACGGACCGACCAGAUCGAUCCAUGGGGAGAGCUAACGCUGAAGAAGACUUGUGUCAGUCGCUCAGAGAAGCUACCCUGAAAUUGGGCUGCUAUACAAAUUGAUCGUUUUUAUCUCGAGGAGAUUCACAUAUGGAGGUUUACAUAUGGUCACUUAGAUCAGCUGAGUUUGUUAUGCCCGAGCUGAUUGAGAGAACCAGUUGUCUGAAGCCGGAUCUUCUUGUCACGAUCAAUGCUGAUGCAUUGGACGGCGAUGGCAAGUCAAAACCCGUAGGUGGUGGGAGUAUGCAUUUGAGGAAGGCAUUUCACAAGCAGCUUGCUGAUCUUUCGAAAUCCCAUCCUGAGGAUUAUGAAAUUCCAGAAGAAACUCUCCCCUAGCCAUUUGGUCUUACGAAGCAACAUAUGCGAUCAGAUACGGACAAGCUUCCAUUGUCAUCAUCUCAGGGUGAUGAAAUUUCAGAACCAAAGCUUGAUACCGCUUGUGCUUCAUUGCGUGGCCAAGUGCCUGUAACUCCAACUGAAAGCAUAGACGCUGUUGAAAAUGAUGAUGAUUUGCCCACAAAAAGUGCUAGCAUUGAGUCGACUCCAACGAAGCUUGCUUCAACUCCAGCCAGGUUGAGGGCUGAAACGCCUGCAUUGCAGCCUCCAAAGCGAUGUUACAUGAGCCCAGAUGAUAAUGCUACUAGCUCACCGAACAAGUUGGCUAUGCGUCCUCCAAGCAACAGGUCGUUGAAAUUUGACACGCCCGUGAAGAAUAAAAAAGUUGAGGAUGAAGUUCCUGAUAGGAGUGGCGCAUCAAACGAUAGUGACAUUCAUGAUAUUCUUCCUGCGGAUCUUUUGCAGUCGCUUAGAGAGAAGGAGAAAAAGGCAAUAGAGGAGCGAGAUCCGGCCAUCUCCCAAGCAAAAAGGCGGUGACGGAUGAUUUCCAGCCUACCAAAGCUCUUCAACUUGAUUCAUUUCCUACUUCAGUCUAUGAACCGUUCUGUUAUCACAAAAGAAGGGCUUGUUCACAAGAUCAUUGGACCAAUUUCGAUAUUGUUGACAGAAGUAAGUCGUUAAACAAAAGAAGAUACUAUUUCUACGAAAAGUUAUGGUGAGCCUAACUCUUUCUCCAUUCUCUUGGCAGAGGAAGUUCAGGAGCAUCUAAACUUGUUGCUAGAGCUGGUUCCCGAUUGGAUUUCUGUAGAGACGAUAGCAUCUGAAGCUGAUUUGCUAAUGAUCCGAUAAGUUUUCUUCAUAUUUUGAAGUAGAAAUUAUGUGCGUUCUAGUGGAAAUGUAUUCAUCUUCCGUUGAAAAGAUAAGAACCUGAUAGACUUGUCUAAACUUUGCCUCUCUUGCAGCAUCAAUAAGGACAUCGACUCCUGAGUCAAUACGUGCACGGCUUGAAGCGGCAAAGUGAGAUAGGGAAUGCUAGGUUUUUCGAUAAUUUAGUUGUUCGCGUAAGGGGCAUCUGAGUAGCCUGCGCACGUAAAUAGAAUCAAGGCUUCUUCCGAUAAUGUUAUUCAACGUGUUCUUUGAAUGAAUGCUAAAAUUUUCUGCAAGAUGCACACUAACGACACGAAUUCGCUAGUCGAUUGCUACCGUUUCCUCGCACAUGUCUUUCUGCUAAAGAAUCCAUUUGUACCUUGGUUCUCU